UUUUCUUUUUUUUUAAAUGAACGCAAAGUAAGGGCAAAGGAAGUCUUCAUUUGCUACUACUGAGCAUGCUCGAUGAUAAAGCGAGCACUCUCAGUAAAGGGAAACUGUGGAGACUCGGAGGUCAGGACGUUGCUUCUGGUGUUGCCAGGCAGGCUGCUUUGGCACUGAAAGGCGCUCGAUGCGGCGGGGACUGAUUGAAGGGCGGUAAUGGAGGUAGGCGAGCUUCCAGAAUGCGUAAGGAAAGAACCUUUGAAGGAAAACUGGAGUUCAUACAACAGACUUGUGAAUCAACACCGGGCCAAGAUGAAAGAGCUGUUGCCAUGCCUUAAAAGAAAAUCCCAGGAUAACACUCUGGAAGGAAGAAUGAAUGAAAGUGAAACAAAAUGGUUGCAAGAAGAUGCUAUUAAUGAAAAUAUAACUUUUCGGAAAAAGUUUCAAGAAGCAGAACUUGCAGUUGGUUCAGCUGAAAUGUUUCUGCCAUCAUUUAAGGAAACCCUUGAUAGAAUUACAAAAGCUUGUUACAUUUCUGCAUCAGAUAUGCUAAAGAUUUCUAUGCAAGCGGAUUUACUGGUAAAGGAGCUAGAAGCUCUCAAAAAUAUGAAGGGAUGGUUACAGCAGCUACUUAGAACAAGCAAGGAAAAAGAAAUAACCAGUAAACAGCUUCAAGAAUUGACAAAGAAGUUAACUGAAAGUGAAAGCGAAGCUUUAGAUCUUAAAAAUGAAGUUCUUCAAAAAGAGAGGCUCAUUUUAGAGCUUUCUGCUCAACUUCAGCAAGAGAAAGCUGAUGUACUAAAAGCAUCACACCAGGUGGAUUUGGUACAGGUAGUACAAAAUCACUUGCAAUGCCAGAUAGAGAAAAAGGAGGCCGAGAAUAACCAACUGAGAGCAAAAAUUCAGGUUAUAGAAAAGAAAAUUACUGAAUGGAAGCUACAAGCUGGAGAACAGAAGCAGCAAAUUUUGGCUGAAAAGGAAAGAAUAAAGGAAAGGAAACCUGCACUGAAAAAAGCAGCCAGUGUUCAGAAACAUAGAGCUGAACAUUUGGAAGCUGCUGUGGAAAACAUAAUUUCCAAAAUUAAGGAGAAGGAAAUCCAAUUGACCGAAGCACUUACAGCUUCUAAUGUCUGGAAAAGUCAUCAUCAGACAGUGGUAGAUGAAAAAACCAGGUUAGAAGUUCAAGUUAUAACUUUGAAAAAGCAGGUGGAAGACCAUUUCAUGGAACUACAAAGACUACAAGAUGAUGGGAGGAAGUCCAAGGGAGAAAUUCUUGGAAAGCUUAAUUCUGUCCUCUUUGAAAAUGAGAAUAUUUCUCUUGAAAAUGUAAAAUUAAAGGCAUCCUCUGCAGCUUUGGAAGUGGAUAUGAAGUCUGCAGAAGCUGAACUCUUGGACUUACAUGAAAAAGCAAAGCAGCAAGAGAACCUUGUUAACCAAUAUAAGACUGAGGUGCAGAAAUUAGAAAUGGAAGCCAACAAACUGAAAGCCAAGUAUGAAAAAGUCAUACAUGAAAGAAAAAAGUUAUUGGAAGUCAAAGAUUUAGAAAUAGAUAAGAUGAGAGGCCAGACGGAGGCUCGUUUGAAGGAGUUAGAACAUGUCCGUGAUUUACAGAACUCAGCUGAAGGGAAACUGCAGAAGUGUCAAGAAAGCCUGCUGUCUUGCCAAAAGAGCUGUGUAGAUAAAUCCAAAGCCUUUAGGGAGCUACAGUUUCAGGUUGACAACAGUGAUGAUUUCUUGAAGCACCACUCUUUGGAAGUUGAAAAUUUCACCAUUCAGAUGAAAUAUGAAGAAGUUCAAAGAAAAUUAGAUGAAAUGGAAUCACAAAACAAAGGACUUGAAAAUCAGCUGGCAAACCAGGAAGAGAAUCUUCAGAAAAUGGAAUUGCAGUUCAAGCAGAAGCUUGCAAGUUACAAUGCUUUGACCAGACAACUGGAAGCUGCUUUGGAAGAUGGACGGAAAAGGGUAGAUAAAGCCUUGAGCUUUGAAUGUUUUUAUUCAGAUAAACAGUAUUCAGUCUAUUGAUCUGACGUUCAUGUGUUUGUGAACUCAUGAAAAGAGCGUGGUUCUCAGUAU
Molecule: messenger RNA, 2064 nt
Organism: Heteronotia binoei (common prickly gecko)
Lineage: Eukaryota; Metazoa; Chordata; Lepidosauria; Squamata; Gekkonidae
Gene: ODF2L
Product: outer dense fiber of sperm tails 2 like
Exons: 15
Coding region: 208-2013 (601 amino acids)
Biological process (GO): negative regulation of cilium assembly
Cellular component (GO): centrosome; ciliary basal body
Source: RefSeq, a predicted model, not a curated record